Molecule: messenger RNA, 1840 nt
Organism: Leptinotarsa decemlineata (Colorado potato beetle)
Lineage: Eukaryota; Metazoa; Arthropoda; Insecta; Coleoptera; Chrysomelidae
Biological process (GO): proteasome-mediated ubiquitin-dependent protein catabolic process; multicellular organism development
Cellular component (GO): cytoplasm
Molecular function (GO): ubiquitin protein ligase activity; ubiquitin conjugating enzyme binding
Source: RefSeq, a predicted model, not a curated record
AUUUUUUUGAGUGUAAUUACUUAGUUUUAAGGAAAGUUCGUUAAUUAACAAGUAUAUAGAAAAUUUUGUCAACUGUCUAGUUUUUGUUCAAUAAAAUACUUUGUAUUAGGUUUAUAGUGGAGUGGAAAAUGUUUAUUCCUGUUCGAUAAACAUACACACACACAUCAAAAAUACUUCCAGAUUAUUUUGAUAUUCGUAUAUAAAGGUUCGAAAUGGCAAGAGCUCCAAAGUAUGGAAGAUACAAAGACAUAAAGUAUGAAGAAUCUGCAAAGAAGCAGGGUUUAUCAGUAUGUACCAAACACUCGCAGCCUUGCACGAACCGCAGUUGUUCUGAUGAAAUCAUUUUAAGAGACCUUGAAGAAAAGAUAAGGUCAGGUAUAUUCGUGAUUAUACACUGUCCACUCUAUCACCAAGAUAAUUGCAAAGAAUUAGUUGAAAUUCCUCAAAUCAAGGACCACAUCGAGAAGAAACAUUCCACUAACAUUUUUUACAGUAACAAACUCAAUAGAGAAAUCGGAAUUCAUGAAUCCACUGUGGAUCUCUUGAAGGCCGAUACUGAGGAUUUCCUAGUUUACAUACACGAGGAUCACAUUUAUGUUGGUUGUCUAGGGCCUGUUGGAAAUUACAACAAGUAUAACGUACAGAUAUCUUGUAAUCUCUUCAGAAACAUAUCAAUCUCUUACAGUGACCAAGAUAUAGUUGAGUUUGACGAGCGACUCCACUGCUACAACUGCAAAAGGGGAAUGUGCACCUUGAAGCAUCACUCUGUUUACACGAAGAAUUACCGAGGUUGUCUUCCCAUUGAUAGAAACAUAUUACUUGAAUUCUUCCAAAACGCUCCAAAGAUUUUGAUAAGUGUAACACUAGUUCACGACUUAUCUCGAAGCAAAUCAGAAAAGCAACAGAAACUGGUUCGUAACAGUUCAGUUAUUUGUCGCUCUUUGCGGUGCACUGUUUGUUCAGAAUACACGCUGGGUAAGGUUUACGGUUGUGGAUCAGGUCAUCUUAUUUGUCAACAGUGCAGGAAGAAGAUCAAACACUGCCAGAAAUGCAAAGUCCAGUUAGGGGAUGCGAGGUGUCUGCUGGCAGAAACUUUGUCCAAUGACAUUCAGCUUGCUUGUCAAACUGCAGGAUGUGAUUUCUUUGGAAAACUGGAAGAAUUGUCUUUUCAUGAAAAACACUGCCAUCCUUAUCCUCAUCUUCCUGAAAAAUUCAAGGAUGAAAAAUUUGUGGGAAAAUGAGCCUACAUUUUCAUUAGCAAACUUCUAGAUAUUUUUGAUAAAAUCAUUUUUCUAUGAACAACACUACUGGCGAGAAAAGGACCACCUACAUAGAGCCUUAUAUGGAAAUAGUCUACUCUUGUGACUAUAUUUUUGCUGAAAAAAGUCUUCGUAUCGGAAUAUUUCAUUCAAACCACAUAAUUUAAUCUUUUUUGAUAUUACUAUUGCCACCAGUGCUAUAUUAUCAAGUAUCACAAAAGUAAACUACCCCUCCAAGUGGGUAGAGUCAACUUUUCUCAUUGGUGACAAUGAAGAUUAAUUAAAAUAUUGCAAUGGAAGAAUAAAACACCUAGCGAUAAUGGUUAUCGAAUUUUCUCAUUGUGGCAAUAAUAACAUAUCAAGAGGGAUGGAAUCAUAAAAUGUGAUUCAAAUAUUCUGAUCUGAGAGUAUCAGGCGUCAGGAAAUUAUGAAACAAAAAAUCACAGUGAUAAAGCCCCCCAUAUAUAAGGGUAGACUGCAUUUUUAUGUAUGGUAUCAGUUAAAUUCAUAAAGUUUUCAAAUAUAAAAGUGUUAUUCAUAUUAUAAUAUGGUCACAAAAUAUACUCCUUCGAAAACACCAA